Molecule: messenger RNA, 5046 nt
Organism: Paramuricea clavata
Lineage: Eukaryota; Metazoa; Cnidaria; Anthozoa; Malacalcyonacea; Plexauridae
Source: the annotation of a GenBank genome assembly
GCACCAGCCUCAAUACGAGGCUAUAUAUUGCGUCAUUCAUGAAAUGACGUCGUAUCCAUUAUUUUUUCAUUCCUUUCGUCCGAUCUUCACAAGCAAAUAUAUAUUUCGCCAUUCAAAAUUAAACUGUUUGAUGCAGAUCAUCAUGUCUGCGCCAAAUAAGAAACCCAAUAUCGAUGUGUUAUUCCUAGAAAAUGUGCCUUCGCUCUCUAAGAUUGCCGGGCACAAAGCGAUUGAACAGAACGAAGGUAUGAAUGUGGUGUUUAUGACACUGAUGUAUAUGACAACUGUUUGUAAACUACGAAAUAACGGAAAUAACACAGCAACUGCCGAAGAGAUUAAUACCUGGGCCAAGGAAAUUGCGAUGAGAAUAUGUCAAAAGCAUAUUGGGACUGAAAUAUUGGAAAAUAUACAUUCCCUAAAACGGUCUGUCGGUGAGUUCCAUGUCUGUACUAAUUUUUACUCUUAAUCAUAAUUGCUACAUUUUUAUAUGUUCUAUAUAUAUAGCUAGUUGAUAUAUAAGUGUACAAUCAUAACCAUCUUUCAAUCGAAAGUUGUCGAUCUUUAUCUGUUCAUAGACACCAUAAAAUAGAUUAAAAUGAAUGGGAUGAUGUUCCGGUGAAAGCCCGGCAUAUUUUUGUUUGACGUGCAUGCAUUGUCGUUGUUUAAAUGCAUUUGGCAUCAAAUUUCAACUGCUUAUACAAGUGCAUUUUAUAAUUUUUCUUUUUCAAGAAGUUUAUAAUCAUGUAAUUUCAUAGGGGAAAAUAUUUUCCCCCUUGCCCUACCGCUAUACGCUUUUAUAUGUUGGGAUUUAAAUACAUCAAACUUUGGUACAUAUAUGGUUAUUCCCCUUCACGUAUACAUCGGCUCCAAAUUGCGUUGUUGCAUGUUGUCAUCAAAUAAAACCUCAGUUAUAGUCCCUCUCAGGAAAAUAGAGGUAGGCCUAUAUACCGAAACGUAAACUGUCAUGCAUGUAUACAUUUGGGCAUUUUACUCGAUUUUUAUCUACACUGAGAAGUGUUUGUGUGUUUAUUAUAAAGAUAUUAAAGUAUACACUUCCUUCCGAAGUAGCCUACUCAGUGAUUAGCUAUAUAUAAGCUUUUAAGAUCAAAGUAAGUUAAGAAGGGACCGUUAAGUAUAUACUUAACUUUUAAGAGUUACAUGAGAACUAUAUAUUAAAUGAGAACAUCAUACCAUUAAUUGGCGUUAUAUUAUAGCUACAAGUAAUUUUGCAAUAUAUAUAAUAUGAUAUAGGCACGUACCGGGCAUUUGUCAUCGAAACAGCUAUAGGGCCUAUAGGCCUAUAAAUUAUAUAGUGUUUCCAAUUCCUUACCAUAUAAUUUUCCGAAGCUUAACUUUUAAACUAUUAAGAAUUAAGAGGGUGUUUUAUAUGUUCACGUAUCACCAAGAUCAAAAUAAAGAAGGAACCUUUAAAGUACUUAACUUUUACUUAACUUUUAAGGGUUAAAUGAGAACUAUUAAUGAGAACAUCGUAUAUCAUUGGCAUUAUAUAUAUAGGCCUAGCUACCAAAGUAAUUUUGCAAAACCGUUUGAUUCAAGGAUAAGACAUUUUCAACUAACAGGAUGAGACAUAACAACUUCAGGCUCAGUAAUAGAAGAGGCUGUGGCAACAGCGAAAUUAAUUUUGUAGGAUUUUAAUGUUUUAACUCAGGUUUUAGAUUUUUAAUAAAAAUAAAACUGUGUUGAAAGAGACAUCGUCCAAAAGCACAAAUUUUUCCAUGCUUCAACUAAGAGACUUUUAUAUAUAUAUAUAUACUACCAUGAUAUUAAUAAUAGUAAAAUGCACAAUUUAAAUAUAUACCUUUUGAAAGUAGCCUUUGUCAGUCUUUUGAAAUUGUAUCCGGAAUAUCUGUACUUUGUGUUCAGUUUAUAGACGAUUUGAUGCCAUGACAACUCAUAUAGGCACUGCAAAGAUGAACGCAUUUCAUUUGUUAUAAUAAAAAUGAAGAAUUCUAAAAUGUAUGAAGGUUGAUAAGUAACCUCAGUAACAUUUGAACAUAUGAAGUCUUAAUACCACUUUUUUCGGCAGAAACAAGCCUUAUAGCCUAGAUUGUAUUUCCUAUAGUUCAGUGAUUAGGUAUAUUCUAUUUACUAUUGAUUCCAGGAAAUAAUUAGAAAACUGAAUUCCGGGAAGUCCAAUACUAGGAAGUUAGGAAUUAAUACAAAUAACAAACUCUAUAAUACCCGUCUCAAACCACAAACAGCUGCUGCAUACAAUCACAAUCAAUGCAUGCGCAUAAUGCCGCCAUGGCGAAAUAAGUAUUAUUGGUGCACAUUUCGGUUGCGAAAUUCAUCUUACCCAUUUGUACCUUGAAAGCAGAGCCUAGCUGAUUUGCACUCGCGGUGAAAAUAAGGCUCUACCACUUUUGUGUUUUCGUUCGUCCAGAAUUUUGGACGAAGCAAACCGGUUCUAACAGGUUUUUAUUGCGCGCGCCUUGGCAUGUAGGGCCUAAACCGAUGACUAAAGUUUGAGCCCGCUAUCCAAAAUUUAAAUUUUUUCUUUAAUCGACGUUUUGAACGUUUGCCCGACAAUAAAUCUAUAAAUAGCUUAAAUUUAAUGAAAAGUAAACCCAGGCGUUCUAAAAAUUGGGAUAAAAAUAAACUAGCAAGUUAACAAUUGUAAAAAUAUAGUAAACAAUCUGUUAUGUGGAGACACGCUUGUGAAAAACAUGGAGGUGAUAUACCAUCCUUUGUUAUGAAUGUUACUGGUAUUUUUCGUGAUGAUGCGAUGUUGAGACAAAUCACGGAAGCAGUACUUAUUGGCAAAGUAAAGCACAACGAAUUAAUAAACACGAAGAAUGAGUGGAACUAUGUGAAAGUUCCCCGUGCUAUUGUAACAGUAGAGUAAUUAUAUGACUACAUGAAGUUUUACCCUUUUUGAACAGAAGAUUGACUAUAUUUGUGCUACAUGAAGUUUUUAUUCGUUUUUAUCUAUUUACAAUAUGGCGAUUUAUUGAAAAGGUCCGAAGGUCGAAACUUGUUUGAAAUCGCCUUUUUAGUCUUAUUUUAAUUGUAUAUAUGGUGUAGAAGGCUGACAAUAAUAAAUAUUUUAUAAUAUCAAUGAGUAAUAUUUUGAUUUCACAAGUUAUACAAGUGGCAAACACUAUAUAUCUAUUUUAAAAUAGAUUAGAAAAUGUUGUUGUUGGUUAUAUUGCUAUAAUUGUACAGCACGUGCAGAGCAUGUAGCUAUAACUGUAUGCGAUUGGUUCUCUAGUAGCAGUCAUUCUAAAAAUACGAGUGAUUCUAUUGACAUGUUUUGACAAAUGAAAAACAGAGCAUGCUCAACAGAAUUAAACCAAACACAAAAACAGCAGAGCCUUAUCAGUUUCACCGCGAGGGCAAAUCAGGCUCUGCUCUCAGGUUGACCCAGGGGCGAAACUAGCCCCUUUUAAUUCGAGGGGGGGGUGUCUGCCAGAAUUGUUCAAAAUGAAAGGUUAUUGUAUAUUCAUCAUAUGCAAAUUCUUAUACACUGGGAAAAAAUGUGAAAUCCACACUAUGAAUUUGCAAUUGCACUAUUAAAUCCAUAGUAUAUCCAUAUACUAUAAUCCAUAGUAUGGAAAUAUACAAUUAUUAUGGAUUAUCAAAAUCCAUUCUAUUUCCAAUAAAGGUCCAUCCAAUUUCCAUUCUAUGACCUUCGACGGAUUUUCAAAAUUUUUUCAAGUGGUGGCCAUUUUGUGGCGAUUUUCUGGUAAUAGAGCUAUAAGUUUUGAUUUGACUUCCACCUACCGUUACUCCUACCAUUAUAAGGGAUCAUUAACCAAUCAAAUACAUUUGAUAUAUCCGAUUAACCAAUCAGAUGCGUACUAAGCCAGUGAGAGGUAGCGGUACUGGAAGUCAAAUCUUGAUUAUUAUAUUAAAUUAGAUUAGAAUCUCCAAUAUAACAACGUGGUCUGUAAAAACACUCUAUUUCUCUAUUUUCUCUCAUUUAAUAGCAACAAAAAUUGGCAAAUUUGGUGUUGACGCUUUUAGUAGAAGUUGAAAACGACGAGAGAAAGAUGCGUUGUGACUGCGCAAUGAGAAAACAGAAGAGAGAUUACUUCACAAAGAUUUGUUUCCUGAUUUCCAAGCUGUUGCUCGAGGCGCGUGGAAAUGACAACAGAUUCGAGAAUGAAAAUAUGAUAAUAGUACGUAUUAUUUGUUAUUUGUAGGAUUUGCAGUGGGAGGAGUAUAACCAAUGUUGAUUUGCAUGUAGAAACCUAGUAGAAAUUAACGAGUACUUCACACUUAGCAUGUGAUGUCACACUUAUCAAAUUCUACCCAAAAUUGGUCAAACCUGCAAAAGUCAGACGAGUAACCAGUAACCAGUAACCAAGCCCGUGACUGCUUGGUUUGCAAGCUAAGAUCAAAUUUGGUUUCGCGACAACAGCGACCAAUACUAUAUAUAUAUUCUAUAACAUGGUCUGUGAGAACAUGUGAUUGAUAAAUUAAAUUUGGCAAGUGGACACUUUAUAAAAUAACAUGUAUAUAACGCGUGCUCUGAUAGGUCGAAACCCGUGUUUGGACCAGGCCAUCCAAACAAGGAAAUUUAAAGUGAAAGUUUUUUAAAGUGAAAUUUUAACACGGAAAGUUGUUAUUUUAUAAAACAAUUACUUUAUGGUUUCCGUGUUUGGAUGCCCUCAUCCAAACACUUGGGAAUGUUGCUCGAGUUAAGAAAAGCGCGCAAAAUCACUUGCCUUCGGCUCGUGUUUCGCGCGCUUUUCUUAACUCUCGCAAAUUCCCGCGUGUUCGGAUCAGGCCAUCCAAACACGGAAACCAUAAAGUAAUUGUAUAGUAAUGUUCUUGCAAUAAUGAAAACACGAUAUUUUUCACAUAGUACUGUAAAUGUUGUUGUUUACCGUACACGCGUUUAGAACAGGGACGUGCUGUGGUCUUGAAAAGGACGACGAAUGAGCAACGUCUGAUGAGGCCCAGGCCCAGUGAGACAGAUGGUUUAAGAUUGGGGUGGGAGGUAUUACUGAUCAAACAUGAAACAUUUCAGUCGCUAAUUAAUCUCUUUUCCCCAACAUUGUUGGCGAGCGAGAGGGGGGG